CUUUGGAUCAUAAAUUUGCCGAAAGUGUACAUUACAGUGUAUAAAUAGUCAUCGUAUGAACAUAGUUUUACAUGUAAUUGAUCAUUGAAUGUACAGGUUUACAAAUGUUUCAUCAAUAAAACUGACAGCCCGGAGUGGGUGAAGUUCAGUUUGUAACCAGAGUCUACGGCAGCGGUUCUCAACCUGUGGGUCGCGACCCCUUUGGGGGUCGCUCGACCCUUUUACAGGGGUCGCCUAAGACCAUAUGAAAACACAUAGACUCUACACUCAUGAAGUAUCAUCGAAGAUAAUUGUGUGGUUGGAGGUCGUCACAAAAUGAGGAACGGUAAUAAAGGGUCACGGCAUUAGAAAGGUUGAGAACCACUGGUCUAACGGGAUUAUAACGCAGACUAUGGCAAUAUCAGAGAGUGGCCAUUUCAACAAAGUGAGAGCCCAGACCAUGACGUGUUCAUGUCUGCCCCAAUCCCAAACCAAACUUCAACUUGUCUCGCAACAGCCGCACCAGUCCUACAGUCUCACAGUCCUACAGUCUCACAGUCCGACAGUCCUACAGUCUCACAGUCCGACAGUACUACAUUCCAACAGUCCCACAGUCCUACAGCCCUACAGUCCCACAGCCUCACAGUCCGACAGCACUAAAUUCCCACGUCCCAUAGUCCAACACACCUACAGUCCCACAGCCCCACAGUCCUACAGUUACACAGUCAUACAGUCCCAUAGUCCCUCAAACCUACAGUCUCACAGUCCUACAGUCCCACAGUCCUACAUUCCCACAGUACUACAGUCCCACAGUCCUACAUUCCCCCAGUCCUACAGUUACAGUCAUACAGUCCCAUAGUCCCACAAACCUACAGUCCUACAUUCCCACAGUCCUACAGUUGCACAGUCAAACAGUCCCAUAGUACCACAAACCUACAGCCCCACAGUCCUACAUUCCCAAAGUCCCACAUUCCAGCAGCCCCACAUCCCCACAGUCAUACAGUCCCACAGUCUCUACGUUCCCACAGUCCUACACGCUCACAUUCACACAGUGCCACAGUCCAACAGCCCCAUAGUCCUACACUCCCGAAUUCCCAAAGUCCCACAGCCCCCAUAUGUCCACAUUUCCACGGCCCUACUACAGUCACCCACGGUUGUACAGAGAAUGUUGUUAGUGGUAGAACAUCAUGUUUGUCAUGUGGUAGAGUCAUUGUGUGUGAGGCUUGUCAUUGAUGUUGUUUGUGAAGGUAAAGUAACAAUUGUGUAUGAUGUUGUGG
Molecule: messenger RNA, 1256 nt
Organism: Lymnaea stagnalis (great pond snail)
Lineage: Eukaryota; Metazoa; Mollusca; Gastropoda; Lymnaeidae
Source: the annotation of a GenBank genome assembly